AUGGAUUUAAUAAACUCAACUGAACAAAACAGUACAUCAGAAGAACUAUUCAAAUGGGUGACAUCCAAGAUUCUCGUUUCCAUUACUCUAUCUGUGCUUGCACUAAUGACAACAGCCAUCAAUUCUCUAGUGAUGACCGCAAUAAUUGUGACACGAAAGCUCCACCACCCUGCCAACUAUCUAAUCUGCUCUCUUGCAGUGACUGAUUUUCUUGUGGCAGUCCUAGUGAUGCCCUUCAGCAUUGUCUACAUCAUAAAGGAGACAUGGAUCAUGGGGCAAGUUGUGUGUGACAUUUGGCUGAGUGUGGACAUUACGUGCUGCACAUGUUCCAUCUUGCAUCUCUCUGCCAUUGCUUUGGAUCGGUACAGAGCAAUCACAGAUGCUGUGGAAUAUGCAAGAAAAAGGACACCUAAGCAUGCUGGCAUCAUGAUUGCAGUGGUAUGGAUCAUAUCCAUUUUUAUCUCCAUGCCACCUUUGUUUUGGCGGCAUCAGACAACCAGCAGGGAAGACGAAUGCAUCAUCAAACAUGACCACAUUGUUUCUACCAUUUACUCUACAUUUGGCGCCUUCUACAUCCCUCUGGCCUUGAUUCUGAUCCUUUACUACAAGAUAUACAAGGCAGCAAAGACAUUUCACAGGAGAAGCGUCAGCCGGAUUGUAAGGGAGGAGGUAAAUGGACAAGUCCUCUUGGAUGCAGGUGAAAGAAGCACCAAAUCAGCUUCAAUGCCCAGCACUGCAGAGAAAACAUCAGAUGCCCUGGUGGACUGUGAUAAAAUCAAUAUCAGCCUAAAAAGCCCCAGGUCUGAAUCUAAACACGAGAAGUCCUGGAAAAGACAGAGAAUCUCUAGCACAAGAGAGCGAAAGGCAGCAACUACGCUGGGUCUGAUCUUGGGGGCAUUUGUGAUCUGCUGGCUCCCUUUUUUCGUAAAAGAAGUAGUUGUUAAUACCUGUGAAAGAUGUCACAUCUCAGAAGACAUUUCUAAUUUCCUAGCAUGGCUGGGAUAUAUAAAUUCCCUUAUUAACCCUCUAAUAUAUACAAUCUUUAAUGAAGAUUUCAAGAAAGCCUUCCAGAAGCUUGUGCAUUGUAGGCAAUAUCUUUAA
Indicator indicator is the source of this 1101-nucleotide messenger RNA. RefSeq names its product 5-hydroxytryptamine receptor 1F (gene HTR1F). The coding region runs from base 1 to 1101 and encodes 366 amino acids. The transcript has a single exon. Lineage: Eukaryota; Metazoa; Chordata; Aves; Piciformes; Indicatoridae. Gene Ontology annotation, molecular function: G protein-coupled serotonin receptor activity; neurotransmitter receptor activity. The record is from RefSeq and is a predicted model, not a curated record. Gene Ontology annotation, biological process: G protein-coupled receptor signaling pathway, coupled to cyclic nucleotide second messenger; chemical synaptic transmission. Gene Ontology annotation, cellular component: dendrite; plasma membrane.